UCGCCGUGUAGAAGAUGGCGGACGAGUCGGCGGACGAGACAAAGCAGAGGUGUUGAUAGUGGAACAUUUUGGGCAAGAAUAACGCAUUUAUCAAGCCAACAUGCUAAUUUUGGAAGCAGCCUAACACUCGUUGACUGUCAUUAAAAGAAAACAUGGAAGACAUAGAUGUAUUCUUCAUGGAUCCCACUUUUAUUGAUCUUCAAGUUUACUGCUUGUGGUUGGAAGGCUUCUCUGAAAAUGAAGCUGCUCAGAGGAGAGAAUGUGAUGAAGUAUUCAAAAAUUUUGGUGCAUCUCAUGCCAUCAUUUCGAGUGAUACUUAUGACCAGUUUCGCUUGUUCUUCAUGUUGGAACGCUUCCUGCAGUCUCCUCCAAUGCUUGCCAAACAGAUGCUGUUACAGAUUUCACCAGAUGUUCAAGAUAUGCUUAUCGAAAAGUAUUAUCAGUUUGACAAGGAGGUAGUGCGUGAACUAUUAGGCAAAAAGUUGACUGGACGUUUGAGGAAAGACUUGGAUGACAUCAGUGAGAAGACAAAUAUACCUCUCAAAAGUUGCCGCCGACAGUUUGACAACAUGAAAAAUGUUCUGAGGACAAUAGAAGAGACUGAGGGGGGAGGACUUGCUGACACUGUAAAGAAGCUUUUCCUGCUGCCAGAUCCUUUGGCAAGGCAAUAUGCAUGCAUUAGCUUUAUGGCUAUUAAUAAGAUUGAGACAGGAAAGAAAAGGUUAUCAUACCUGACAUUUGAUGACCUUGUCUUCUGUGCCGAGCAGAUGUUAGACCACUGGACUGUUGGAUCAGUUGAAGGCUCUUCUGCUGCUGAUGUAGGAGACACGGGUGCUGAAUUUGACAGAGUUUUUCUUCAAGAGCUGAGAGAUCUGAAAGUGUUUGUCAAUGACAAAGAGAUCGUGGAGGAGCACAGGAGGUGUUUUAAAGACGUUUUGUUGUUUGAUGUCAGAUGUCCUAAGUUGCAGUUUUGCUUUUCUGUAGCUGCUGAUGUAGGAGACACGGGUGCUGAAUUUGACAGAGUUUUUCUUCAAGAGCUGAGAGAUCUGAAAGUGUUUGUCAAUGACAAAGAGAUCGUGGAGGAGCACAGGAGUUUGGUCUGCGGUGAUAUUUUCAAAAGGUUCACUAAAAAGCUUGCUAAGUCUGUGGAAUCCAAUUUUAAGAGUCUCUGUCGAGCUCUGCUUAACAUUGCUGCUGGUCUUAUCCAUAGUAAAGAAGUUAAGGAUGUCUUGAGUGACUUUGUGGAGAAGUUCAUAGAGCCAUGCAAACAGCUUGAAUGGGAUUCCAAAGAGACAGAGAUAUUUCUUAGUUCUUUAGUGGAUACAUGUAGCAAGUUGGACUCCUUACACAGGUAUGAUACUAAUUUAUUAUUCCACUAGACCGCCAUUUUAACAUAUUAGGUCAAGGUAGGGCGCAAAAUAUCCGUAUUGCACUGGCUGUAGAGUCGUAUUUUUUGUCAAGUAAAAAG
Molecule: messenger RNA, 1468 nt
Organism: Orbicella faveolata
Lineage: Eukaryota; Metazoa; Cnidaria; Anthozoa; Scleractinia; Merulinidae
Product: acidic fibroblast growth factor intracellular-binding protein-like
Cellular component (GO): nucleus
Source: RefSeq, a predicted model, not a curated record